AUGGUGGGAGCUGCCUCAGGGGCAGAGCACAGCUUCUCAGCCUCCUCCACAGGGGGGGGCAGGAUCAAGGCAGCUGGUGGUGAUUGUGGGGCCGGGGGCAGUGGCAGUGGUGGUGGCGGUGGCGGUGGCGGUGGUGAUUGGGCAGCUGGGGGUGGUGGCGGUGGCAGUGGCAGUGGCGAUUCAGGGGCCGGGGGGGGUGGCAGUGGCAGUGGUGGUGGCGGUGGUGGCAGUGGCUCGCUCUGCUCCGCCGGGAACCCAGGCAACUGUGGUGGCGGCGCAAUGAAUGGGAGGAACUGCCCCCCACUGGGAGGAUGGAGGUUCAAAGGCCCAGGAUCUAAACUCUUGGGCGCCGACGCAUCAUCUUCAGUCGGGGAAGUGUUGGAUCUUCUGAAUUCAUGA
Messenger RNA from Spirodela intermedia, 399 nucleotides. NCBI's taxonomy places the organism in Eukaryota, Viridiplantae, Streptophyta, Magnoliopsida, Alismatales, Araceae. The record is from the annotation of a GenBank genome assembly.